Messenger RNA from Scaptodrosophila lebanonensis, 802 nucleotides. RefSeq names its product microtubule-associated protein RP/EB family member 2. Gene Ontology annotation, cellular component: microtubule organizing center; microtubule plus-end; cytoplasmic microtubule. The transcript is spliced from 2 exons. The record is from RefSeq and is a predicted model, not a curated record. Bases 20 to 730 code for a protein of 236 amino acids. NCBI's taxonomy places the organism in Eukaryota, Metazoa, Arthropoda, Insecta, Diptera, Drosophilidae. Gene Ontology annotation, molecular function: microtubule plus-end binding. Gene Ontology annotation, biological process: protein localization to microtubule plus-end; spindle assembly; regulation of microtubule polymerization or depolymerization.
UUGUGAUAAUAGGUAGAAAAUGAACGACUUUAAGUUAACCGUUGCUUUGACCAGCAACAACAGCGAAAAUAUGUCUCGCCAUGAAAUGCUAAAUUGGGUGAACAACCUGGUGAAUGGACAGUUUAAAAAAAUCGAGGAGCUGCGCUCCGGUGUCGCCUAUUGCCAAAUGAUGGAGUUGAUCUUCCCGAAUUGUAUCAAUUUGAGGCGGGUUAAAAUGGGAGCCAAACUUGAGCACGAGUUCUUGCACAAUCUUAAACUCUUUCAGGCCGCUUUCACACGCCUCAAGCUGGACAAAACUGUGCCCAUCGAUCGUUUAAUGAAAGGCCGCUUUCAGGAUAACUUUGAGUUCUUGCAGUGGUUCAAAAAGUUCUUCGACUCGCAGGCACCUGGUCUGGAAAAUAUGAAGAGCGCAGCCAACUGCCCGACGCUGAAACCCAUCAAGCCCCGUGUACUAGAUAAGUCAUGUCCAAGGACUGUAGAGCCUAAUGCAGAUGGUAAUCUGACCGUAAAAGACUUGAUGUGCCAAAUAGAUGAAAUGAAUAAUAAAGCGGCGAGCGUCAUUGAGCGACGGGAUCAUGCGUACAGCAAGCUGCGAAAGAUUGAGGUCAUGCUGAACGAGCAAAUUGAGGAAAAUGAGAAUAUUGAGUUCUGUCAGCGUAUCUUCCACAUACUUUCCACCACAGAGUUCGAAGAAGACGUCACUGAAAAUGUGGCAGCUAUGGUCGAAUAAUGGAUUAAUCUGUUAAAACACUUUCGAAACUAUUUGCAUAAAUAUUUAUUAAACUACUCUGCGGUAUCGAAA